This is a messenger RNA of Sporisorium graminicola, 660 nucleotides long. RefSeq lists its product as uncharacterized. Gene Ontology annotation, biological process: regulation of transcription by RNA polymerase II. Bases 1 to 660 code for a protein of 219 amino acids. The transcript has a single exon. The record is from RefSeq and is a predicted model, not a curated record. Gene Ontology annotation, cellular component: CCAAT-binding factor complex; nucleus. Gene Ontology annotation, molecular function: protein heterodimerization activity; RNA polymerase II cis-regulatory region sequence-specific DNA binding; DNA-binding transcription activator activity, RNA polymerase II-specific. NCBI's taxonomy places the organism in Eukaryota, Fungi, Basidiomycota, Ustilaginomycetes, Ustilaginales, Ustilaginaceae.
AUGUCGAGCACGACGACGCCUGCGGGCGCAUCCGCCCUACUCGACGGUCCACCCUCGGGCCACUCCACACCCGCCUCGUACACCUCGUCCACCCACCCGCAACCUUCCUCCGCCCACCCGCACACCCACGGAACGUCCACCCCAACGUCAACAGCCUCGCUGGACCCGUCCAACGUCACCUCGCAUCCGACAUACACCGCCAUGUUCCCAGACCCGGACCUGCCCAUCGCCAACAUCUCCCGCAUCAUGAAGCGCUCCCUGCCCGACAACGCAAAAAUCGCAAAGGACGCAAAGGAGUGCGUCCAGGACUGCGUCUCGGAGCUCAUCAGCUUCAUCACCAGCGAGGCCUCCGACAAGUGCGCCGCCGAGAAGAGGAAGACCAUCAAUGGCGACGAUAUCCUGUACGCCAUGCGCGUGCUCGGGUUCGACAACUACGAGGAGGUCUUGAGGGUGUAUCUGAGCAGAUACAGGAUGGACCAGGAGAACAACCCCAAGGCACGCAAGCGGACUGCCACCGGACAGGGCAGUAGGCCACAGGGCGAGGACGACGAGGAUGAGGACGAAGACGAGGACGACGAGGACGAAAGCGCAAGGGUCGAUGCACGCUCAAACGUCAACAGCCCAAGCCUGCUCAACCACCACCACUCGUCGGCCCUUUGA